UCUAAUUUGGAUAGGACCUUGCCAAUAUGCCAAGAAUGUAAAUAAUUUAAAACAAAUCGAAUGUCACAUCAAAUAAACUCUUUUCAAAAUUCCCUGUCUUCCAUUUCUGAUGUAGUUUUUGUUUUCUGUAAAUUUUCUACUCAAAAUUUUGAUAUUCAACUCGAUGGGCAGCAAUGGCAAGCUGGUAUUGGACUUCACCGGCAAGGUGGUACUCAUCACCGGCGCAGCCUCUGGGAUUGGGUUAGCUACGGCGAAAAUGUUUUGUCGGCUGGGCGCUUGCUUGGCUCUCGUGGAUCAGGAUGAGAACGGUCUUAUGAGCAUACUGCAGAAGUGUCGAAAAAUUGGAUGCGAACCGUAUGGUAUUUGCGGGGAUUUGAUCGUUCCGGAGGAGGUAGAGUGCAUUGCCAAGAAGACCACAGAACGCUUUGGCGCCAAACUGGACGUGCUGGUCAAUGGAGCGGGUAUCUUGCAUGAGGGGACUUUGCAGAGCACAGAGCUAGAAUGCUUCUCACAUGUCAUGGACACCAAUGUCAAAUCUGCGUUCUACCUGUCGAAGCUUUUACUGCCCCAGUUGCUCCGAUCCAAGGGGUGCAUUGUCAAUGUUUCCGGCGUGUGUGGCCUUCGGACGUUCCCCGAUCGAUUAUCGUACAAUAUGUCCCAGGCGGCAAUGGAUCAGUUUACGAGGUCCAUGGCUUUGGAUUUUGGUACGAAAGGUCUUCGGGUGAAUUCUGUAAAUCCUGGCUUCAUUUGCACUAAUCUUCACAAGGCCUCCGGAAUGGAUGACAAAACCUACGCAAGUAUCGUUAAAAGCUCCGAAAAGUCUCAUGCUCUGGGCAGGAUAGGAAAACCCUCGGAGGUGGCUUCUGCCAUUUGUUUCCUGGCCAGUCCACUGGCCAGUUUCGUAACGGGUGUGACGUUGCCCGUCGACGGAGGCAAGCAAGUCAUGUGUCCCCCAUAAGUUCCUGACAGUUAAUCCAUUAUUAUUCCAUUCAUUUUACAUUCGCCAUGUUGCACUUCGGAAUAGAGUUCAAUUUUUCAAGAUAAUUUGCAAAUGCGAAAAUUCCACAGGAUUGAAGACUAUUUUCGAAAAUAUUCAAAAAUUAUUAAAUCCGAUUCAUUUGCAAAGGAAGUCUGUAGAACUGUGGUUUAAUUUAGGAGUAAAGAUACCUUUUUAAUAAACUUAUAAAUAAAGGAA
Molecule: messenger RNA, 1195 nt
Organism: Drosophila bipectinata
Lineage: Eukaryota; Metazoa; Arthropoda; Insecta; Diptera; Drosophilidae
Product: 3-oxoacyl-[acyl-carrier-protein] reductase FabG
Source: RefSeq, a predicted model, not a curated record